This is a messenger RNA of Anarrhichthys ocellatus (wolf-eel), 435 nucleotides long. It is a transcript of the gene ndufb3, whose product is annotated as NADH:ubiquinone oxidoreductase subunit B3. The transcript has 3 exons. The coding region runs from base 78 to 356 and encodes 92 amino acids. Gene Ontology annotation, cellular component: mitochondrion; respiratory chain complex I. The record is from RefSeq and is a predicted model, not a curated record. Gene Ontology annotation, biological process: electron transport chain; mitochondrial respiratory chain complex I assembly. NCBI's taxonomy places the organism in Eukaryota, Metazoa, Chordata, Actinopteri, Perciformes, Anarhichadidae.
CGUAGUGUUACCGUAAGACAACGUUAACUGUCGCAAACAUUUAGUCCAACAACAGAGGUCACAACAAACCACUCAGCAUGGGAGGUGACCACGGCCACAACAAGAUGUCCAUGCCGGACUGGCGGCAGUGGAAGGUGGAGGGAACACCACUGGAGUUCACAAAGCAGAGACUGGCAGCCAGGGGCCUCAAGGAUCCGUGGGCGCGCAACGAGGCUUGGAGAUACUCUGGUGGCUUCGCUCGCGCUGUGACUCUGUCUGAUGUGCUGCUGAGAGGAUUCAAGUGGGGCUUUGCAGCCUUUACUGUGGCUCUGGCUGUCGAGUACGCCCUGUUCCCACCCAAGAAGGGCGGCCACUAAUGCUCCUCAUUGUCCCUCAAGCCCCAGAGUCUGGAGUCUAAUAGUAUUUUCUGUUUAUUAAAUGUUUUUGUGAUCACCC